Messenger RNA from Hibiscus syriacus, 828 nucleotides. RefSeq lists its product as uncharacterized. NCBI's taxonomy places the organism in Eukaryota, Viridiplantae, Streptophyta, Magnoliopsida, Malvales, Malvaceae. The transcript has 3 exons. The coding region runs from base 1 to 828 and encodes 275 amino acids. Gene Ontology annotation, molecular function: RNA-DNA hybrid ribonuclease activity; nucleic acid binding. The record is from RefSeq and is a predicted model, not a curated record.
AUGUCAGGUUUAGACCCUGAGUUAGUGGAACAUAAAUUGCCCAUAAAGCCAGAAUGUAAACCGGUACAGCAAAAACUCAGAAGGAUGUGUCCUGAAAUGCUGCUAAAAAUCAAGGAGGAAGUAAAGAAACAAUUUGAUGUUGGCUUCUUGAAAGUAGCCAAGUAUCUGGAAUGGGUGGCAAAUAUUGUUCCAGUACCCAAGAAGGAUGGGAAAGUUUUUAAAGGUAGUGUUGUGGUCGAUUUCAUCGCUAAUAGGGCUUCUGAAGAGUAUGAACCCUUAGACUCUGAUUUUCUGGAUGAAAAUUUGAUGGCUAUCACGAUUGAAGAGGCAGUUUCUUCUAAUGAUGAGUAUUGGAAGAUGAAUUUCAAUGGCGCAUCGAAUGCCUUGGGGCACGGGAUUGGAGUAAUUUUGGUCUCGCCUGGUGGAGAACAUUAUCCUCUCACCAACAUAUUGAAUUUUGAUUGCACGAAUAAUAUGACCGAAGGUGAAUGGGAAACAAAAGAUACCAAGUUGAUGGAAUACCGUAAAUUAGUCUUAGAGCUUAUCCCAGAAUUUGAGCAAGUGACAUUCCAUUAUCUCCCCAAAGAAGAGAAUCAGAUGGCGGAUACUCUGGCCAUUUUAGCAGCAGCUUUCAAAGUCAAUGAGCAUUCGAGCUUGGUACCUAUUACGAUGCAAGCCUAUGAAUACCCAGCCCAUUGUUAUAGCAUAGAAGAGGAAGAUGAUGGGAAUCCAUGGUAUCACGACAUCCUGCAAUACAUUAAAUGUCAAAGUUACCCCAAGCAUGCAACUGAGAAUGACAGAAGAACUAUCCGGAGGUUGGCUGCAUGA